UUCAAGUUUGUGUUAUCGGGAUUUACUGUAUUUGUAUACAUUUUGUUUGAAUGAUGCACACUGUGGACAAAAAAGAUUUUCUAAUUCAUUAUUUCAUAUAUAUAUAAUUAAUUUUUAACAAAUGAUGCGAGUAAAAUGUUUUUUUAAAUUUUGGUGAUAAAAUUCUAUGGUUGUAUGUACAUAGCCUUAACAACAACCGCGCGCGAUAGGCACUGAAUCAGAAUUUACUUAUCUUUCUCCUUGCCGGUCGGUUCAUUACGACACUCAAACAAAAACAAUUACUAAUGACCUCAUAAAAUGUCGAAAAUGUCAAAAUAACAGAGACAUCUAAUGUUUUCAGAGACUUUUCAAGAACGCCUUUUACGCGGUACCUGGCCACUAGUGUAAAUUUCUGCGACAUCAAACCUGUAUAUUGCCUUUCAUCGCAUACAUCGGUAAACAAAACUUUUUUAAUUAUUUGCAAGAAUCUGAACUGAAGUAUUGUUUCCACUUUUCUAUAAACUUUGACUUGAUGCUUUUAAUUCUAGAUUCCUGCACCCUACUCAUUGCAGUUGCCGCAGGUUAUGGCUGGGGCUUUUCUGAUGCAGAUGGUUUGGUGAUGUCUGAUAGUAUUCUAGACUUCAUUGGUGAAUUGCGGCUACAAAACGAAAGUGAAUGGAACUCAGUUACAGAGGCCGUGAAGAAAAUUUUCUUGGAUAAGGUUCCCUGGAGAGCGUCUAGAGGUCUGAGCACGAGUAAUGCUGCGAUUUUCCAGUCAAGCGUCAGUCGAUUUGAGCUAGGAUCUGUUGCCUGGACGCCUACAGGGUUUCCUGCAGGUAUCACGCCUUGGACAGCGGCAUGGCAAAAUAGAUCGAAACCUUACCUGACUAUUCGUCUCAAAGAUGAAACAACUUCAACAUUUGAUUCAGUGGCAUACUCUACGUCUUUAGAAAAUACUUCGUUACAAGAAUAUUGCAGAUUGAUUAAGCGGUACAGAAAUGUGCUGUUCAAGACUGACGACACGAUAGACUAA
This is a messenger RNA of Rhopilema esculentum, 1012 nucleotides long. Lineage: Eukaryota; Metazoa; Cnidaria; Scyphozoa; Rhizostomeae; Rhizostomatidae. The record is from RefSeq and is a predicted model, not a curated record.